GAGGUGGCUGCGCUCGGCUGCAGGUAUGCCAGGUACUGCAGCAGUGUGUGCAUCAUAUGGCUCCAACUCCCAGCCAAUGACCCCUGGACACUGCAAGCCUGAUAUUUCUUGUGCAGGAAAAAGUGGACAAAGGAUGAAUCACUUCACGGUUCUGGCACUGCUGCUCCCCCUACAGACUUGCUACGCUGCAUACUCACAGCAAGGAUCCGAUGUGUUUCCAGUAACAUACCUUAAUGUUUCCAAGGAUUUGGCUCUCCAGAAGCUGCUGGUGGAGUGGGAUGUUGACAAGUCAGCACAUGAUGCUAAGCUGUCAAUGUCUUUUGAAAUACAAGUCAGUCGAACAAAUGAAACUACUGUGUGGACAGGGUUUCAUAAUGUCACACUUGAUAAAUUAGGAAGGCCUCUUCACUGGACAUGGCAUUCAGACAUACCUUUGGAGUGUAUAUCUCAUGCAGUGAGAAUCAGGAGCAAAGCAGAAACAUCAAAAACCUGGAGUCAGUGGAGUCUAUGGGAAACUGUCUUGGGCCUUGACACUUCGAAUAGCAGUGAACCACAAAUCUUUCCAAGGAAAACAAUUUUAGAGGAAGGCUCUGAUAUCACUUUUUGUUGCAUUGGAAGGAAAGGUCAAACCAUUGGGAAUUUCUCUGUACUCUCAGCUGUUCGUGUUUUCAGUCACACAAACACUCAACUCGGACUUCUCACUGUGAAAAAUGUGAGCCAUCAAGAGGCUCACAUCCAUGUCUUCUGUAAUUACAGUGAAAUUCACGGCUUAGCUCGUACAGCUUUCCUCGUGGGUAGAGCACCUGAUGCACCUAAAGAUCUUUCCUGCCAAACUCAAGACAUGAGAAUAGUAACAUGUACUUGGAGCCAAGGAAGAAGCACCUAUCUCUACGGGAAGAAUUUACCAAAAUACACCUUGUCUGCAAAAUCUUCCCAGAAAACGGUUCAGUGCACACCAAGUGGUUCCAAGCCAAGCGCAUGUUCUUGGGAUAUAGGCCAGCAGAGUAUCUGGAAUGUCACAGUGACUGUGGAAAACCCACUGGGAAAGAAAACUGCCACGGAUGUUUUUAAUGUAAAUCACAGAAUUUAUCCUACUGCACCUUUCCAGGUGUGGGAAAAAUACACAGAUACAGAAAUCACAUUAUACUGGAAUCAUCAAAGCAAUGGAAUUGAACUCUUUUGUCAGACUGAAGUGCUCCACCCCGAUGGGAAAGUUGAACUGCACAACAGUUCAGACAGGCAUUCACCUCACAGGAGCAUCUCCAUGGGUGGGCUGCAGCCCUACACGGAAUACACAGUGAGGGUUCGCUGUGGGGCAGCGAAGCAUUUCUGGAGGUGGAGUGAGUGGAGUGAAGCCCGGACUAUCAGAACAGAGGAAGCAACUCCAUCAGGGAAACUGGACAUGUGGAGAGAAAUUAUACCAGUUCUGGGGGGAAGGAACGUGACCUUGUUCUGGAAGCAAACACCAGGUUUUCGAGCAAAUGGAAGAAGUAUUUCGUAUGAAGUAACCUGGGAAAAAAUAGAAGAUGGCUCUAGGCCUGAAAGCAUCUCCUUGUCAUCAGUCUACAAUAGCACAAGGAUUUUCAUUGAUAAGCAUUCCUACAAAAUCAGUAUCAUGGCAAAGAAUGGUGUUAAUUUUUCACUUCCUUCAGUAUUGGUCAUCUCUAGAGCUACAGAUAACAGUACUGAAGAGCUUAAGGAAGAACAGGUUAAUGGUACAGAUGAUGGCAUUUUUAUUUCCUGGAAGCCCAGAUAUAUAUAUGACAGUUACAUUAUUGAUUGGUGUAACUUUCCGAAGUUGCAGCCUUGUGAUUUGCAGUGGAAGAGAUUUGGGCCCAACACUUCCAGUGCUGUGAUCAACUCAGCUGCUUUUGUUCCGGGGGUGAGAUACAACUUCCACAUCUAUGGAUGUAUUGCUAAUAGAGCCUCCUUACUGGAAAAGAAGACUGGUUAUCUCAGGGAGCUACCUCCUCUUCUUGACCCUAUUGUGGACAAAGUUGAACUGACUUCCAAUGCAGUAACACUGUCUUGGGAUUCUUACCUCACAAAUGAGUCACAGUCUGGUUUUGUGAGAGGCUACCAUAUCUAUGUGUCACCUGUAGAAGGGAACUGCAGUUUAAAAGGAUCAAAAAAGCACAUUCUUUCAGAUAAUUCCGAGCUGUGUAAAUACACAAUUGAAAAUCCAGAAGAAAAGAGAUACACUGUGGAACACCUGAUGUCAAACACAAAAUACAAACUAGUGGUUAAAGCAUACACAGGUGGAGGAGAGACUCCCAUUGAUGACUUCAUAUACAUAGACACACCAUAUAACUCAAACAUGCUGUGCUUCCUAUUCCUGCUAGUGAUAGUUCCAACCCUAGUAGCAGCUGUAUGCCACUGGAAGAAGAAAUGGGUGAAGGAGUGCUGCUGUCCUGCAAUACCUAGUCCUAGCAAGAGCAAAGUGCUGUCAUUCAAAGAGUUUAAGAUUGGUUCUGAGAAAGUGAUGAAAAUAAGUGACUGCACUCCUGACAUACUGGCUGUGGACAGUAAGGCUGAAGCCCAGAAAUUACAUCCAUGGAGCGAGUUGUCUUCAAUACCAACAGAAGAUAAGACUGAUGGUCACAAUUCAUCCUGGAUUUACCCUAAGGAAAACGUAGAGAGAGACCUUCCACCCACACCUACAUCUCAAACUCGUAAUUGGUUUGAGAAUUUUGCUUAUUUUUCUCAUCUUGAUGUUGAAUCUGAUCCCUAUCAAAUACCAGGGACACUGGAAGCGAACAAGCCAGAGCUGGCAGUAAUGCUAUACCAGCCACACUGCUAUACUGAUAUUUUAAAUGAAGACACAGCCUCAGCAACCAGAGAAGCAGCUGGCAGAAAGAAUGGUCUGAGGUAUAUCUCACAGACAAAUGUGCACUGCCUGGGGAGAAGGCUUUGAUGUACUCUCCUCCACUGAGUCUACCCAGUGUUUGAUUACACCAUAUAGAUGAGAACUUCUUUUGAUUAGGGCUCUCACAAGCCCAACUGCCCUACUUUGUCUAGUUUUAAGUACUGGCUUGCACACAGGAACAAUGUGUGUUAUGGUUUCAUUCCAAGUUUAUGGGGAUUAUAUAAUAUUUAUAGACCAUUUUGUGGCCUGUAUUGUGUAAAAAGCUAGAUCACAGCAGUCUUGUCGUAGCCUGAUGCAGAGAACUGCUGUGUUUUACAGAGAUGAAUUUAUUCAUAAAGUAGAGGAGCAAGUUAAACAAGGGGAUAGGUGGUUGUGCUUAAGGAAUUUAUUUCACUUGCAGUACACUACCACAUGCUCUGGCCACCCCAGCCGGGGGUGAUGUGCUUCAGGGCAUGGAGCAUUACCCAGCCCAGUGAUACUGAGGGGUGGGUUUUAUUUUCUGUCUCUUAAGUGAUAUGAGGAAUCAUUAUAGAAAGGUUAUCUGCAUACAGUGUGGCACAUUAUUAGAGAUUUGAAGGAACUUUGACUUCUCUAGGAGUGUUGCCAGAGCACCAGAAUCCAGUAAUUGCCAUGCUUUCACUGCACCUCUGUCCUAAUGACACUUGUUGGGUGAAAGAGCACAAACCCCAUAUUUUUAUAGUACAAGCCCCUGCUCCCAUUUCUUGUCACUGGGGCUCAUCACACUUCUGCCUUCUCUGCCUGGAAGACUGACCCUGUAAAGUUGUCUUAACUAUACACUAAAGAAAUCUGGGGAGCUAGGUGGGAAGUUGUUUUUGCAGCAGGAAAGCUGUUUGUAGAGGUGGUACCAUGCACUCUCUCUCUGCUUUU
Molecule: messenger RNA, 3754 nt
Organism: Empidonax traillii (willow flycatcher)
Lineage: Eukaryota; Metazoa; Chordata; Aves; Passeriformes; Tyrannidae
Gene: OSMR
Product: oncostatin M receptor
Exons: 19
Coding region: 26-2914 (962 amino acids)
Biological process (GO): cytokine-mediated signaling pathway
Cellular component (GO): external side of plasma membrane; membrane
Molecular function (GO): cytokine receptor activity; protein binding
Source: RefSeq, a predicted model, not a curated record